AUGCAUAGAGAUACUUUUAAAUCAAUCUGGUCUAAUUUAGAUUAGGCUUUAGGUGAUUCCUCUUUCUCUUCUUAUUAUGCUUCUUAUCAAAGAAGAAAUACUCCAAAUAAAUACAAAUCUUCAAAAAGUGAAUUGUUGUCAUUAACUGCCACAAGAAUCAGAUUUGUCUGUCCCAUGAAUAAAAGAGAUAGAUUUGUUGAUCUACUUUUAGAGGCUAGAGGUUAAGAUAAUGAACUUGACAAAAUCACUAUUGAAAAUAUAGAACGUCACUUUGGAGUUGAUUUCUUGAAAUUAGAAUCCAUGCAUUUAAAACUGAAUGCAGCUAAGGUAAUAGGAUCAUAAUUAAAAAAUGAUGAGAAAUACUUAAAUGUUAUUUUAGGGAACAAUUAAUUUGGAGAUGAGGGUUUCAAGAUUCUCACUACUAAUCUUUUCUACAAUAGAUGCAUCAUCCAUUUGGAUAUUAGCAAAUCAGUAACUAAAACUCACAAACCAUAUAGUGUAUAACUCCCAAAGGAUUUCGUGAUGCCCUACCCUACUUGAAACCGAUCUAUACUCUUGUCUCCUUGAAUUUGUCUGGAAAUCGAUUAAGCAGUGUUGGAAGCAAAGCUCUGUAAUAAUUAGUUGAUUAGC
Paramecium primaurelia is the source of this 630-nucleotide messenger RNA. NCBI's taxonomy places the organism in Eukaryota, Ciliophora, Oligohymenophorea, Peniculida, Parameciidae. The record is from the annotation of a GenBank genome assembly.